Messenger RNA from Pygocentrus nattereri (red-bellied piranha), 1374 nucleotides. RefSeq names its product LIM domain only 3 (gene lmo3). The record is from RefSeq and is a predicted model, not a curated record. NCBI's taxonomy places the organism in Eukaryota, Metazoa, Chordata, Actinopteri, Characiformes, Serrasalmidae. Gene Ontology annotation, biological process: positive regulation of transcription by RNA polymerase II. Gene Ontology annotation, molecular function: transcription coactivator activity; DNA-binding transcription factor binding. Gene Ontology annotation, cellular component: nucleus. Bases 385 to 822 code for a protein of 145 amino acids. The transcript is spliced from 4 exons.
GUGUACAGACGCGCGCGCGCGCGCACGCUCGCACACACGCACGCACGCGACUCCCGACUAUCAGUUAUAAGUGAGCGACCUUUUCCUCGCCGUGUAACGUCUCACGCACUGCGAACGCAAUAAAGCUCGCGACUCAAAACUGCACGCGCUGCUCGAGUCUAUGAGGGCUCGCGCAAGAGGAACACCUGUAGCUGUGGGCACGAACAGCGGCUUGCGGAGAUCCAUGUGGACCUCAUUAUUUUCCACCUGAAGAUUCCGCGGCGCCAUGUCGGCUUCGUGAACUUUUUGUUGUUUUUCUUCGCUCGGAGAUAUUUGAGAGAGUUGGGAGUGAGCGCCAGACUCCAGGGUGAACCUUCUCCUGAACUGGGCCAAGAAGGUAUACAAAUGCUCUCCGUCCAGCCGGACACGAAGCCAAAAGGCUGUGCCGGCUGCAACCGGAAGAUCAAGGACCGUUACCUGCUGAAGGCCCUGGACAAGUACUGGCACGAGGAUUGCCUCAAGUGUGCCUGCUGUGACUGUCGCCUGGGCGAGGUGGGCUCCACGCUCUACACCAAAGCCAACCUCAUCCUUUGCCGGCGGGACUACCUCCGGUUGUUUGGCGUGACGGGGAACUGUGCAGCUUGCAGCAAGCUCAUCCCAGCUUUCGAGAUGGUCAUGAGGGCCAAGGAGAACGUCUAUCACCUCGACUGCUUUGCCUGCCAGCUCUGUAACCAGAGGUUUUGCGUCGGAGACAAAUUCUUCCUGAAGAACAACAUGAUCCUGUGUCAGACGGACUACGAGGAAGGUCUGAUGAAGGAAGGCUAUGCCCCGCAAGUCCGCUGACCCCUGUGUGACCCUUUUCGCCUGCAGGGGGAGAGAGAGCUGAGAGAGGACCCAAAAGAGGACAUGCAAUCAAACACCAAAAGCACUAGCAUCCUCUCCAGCCCUUGUCCUUGAUAAUGUACAUAAGAUAGCCCAGUUAUGGGGCACUGCUGUACAGAAUAGCCAUAGAGACUUUUGUGCGUGGGAAAGGUGGGGUUUUAUUAAGCCCCGCCCACCAAGAUCAAAGUGACGGUGGUCAUGGACAUUGCUGUGGUUCUUUUGAAAACGACCCUGCCUCUCCCCUGUCCCACAUGGCCUUAUGGAGGCAUUUGACCCCUUGGCCUGGCACCUCAGCUACACAUACACACACACACACACACACACUCUCUCUCUCUCUCUCUCUCUCUCUCUCUCUCACACACAUACACACACACACAGACACAUACAAAACGCAGCCACUCUCCAAGACCCCUCUCCAAAUCACAGUGACCCCCAUUUCACUCCCUUCACAGGCCGAGGACCACAGAGAAGGGAAAAAAAUGAGAAAACAAUCAAGGAAUUGAUUGGUGAAAA